AUGUCUACGAGUUAUCCAACUUCAACAAAUGGCGUGCCUUCAAUGCCUUCUCCCUAUUCUUCAGCCGGACCUUCUUAUCAUCCACCGUAUGGCGGUUUUCAGCAAAUGGAUCAGUUCCAGGUAUGUUUUUUUGGGAAAAAAGUUUUUCAUAAAUGCUUUUUUCGAGGAUUAGUGCAAUAUUGAAUUAUUAAUCCUUUUAUUAUUCAUGAAUUUUCAAAGGGCAUCACAUUUUUUCUUGUUUUUUUUUGAGAUAGACAUUUUUUAAUAACAAAAAAAUGUUUCAGGGUAUGUAUCCACCAACGUCGAAUUCCUCAUUCAAUAAUUCUAUGAAUGGAGUUCCACCGCUUGGCGGUCCACAUCAAUCAAUGCAUCAACCGCAACCACAGCAAAAUCAACAGCAACCUCAUCCUUCCCAGCAACAGCAAAUGAAUGGAAAUGCAAAACAUCCAUCACAAAUGAAUCCCUAUGAUAAUCGUAUUCCAAAUAAUUAUAUGAGUUAUCCCCCUCGAUCGCAGCCACAAGCAGCUUCACAGAUUCCACCUCAACAACAUCAGCAACAACAAAUGCAGCAACAUCCUAAUCAACAUCAACAAAUGAAUAAUAGUAUGAUAUCAUCUUCCAACGGACAUCCAAAUAUGAUGGGUUUCCCCGGCCCACCAAAUUCGCAACUCUCUUCUGGCACAUAUCCCCCACCAAAUGAUCAAUAUCGAAUGCAGCCGAUUGGUGCGCCUAUGCAGCCACCAAUGCAACCGCCGCAUAAUCCAUCUCAACAAUCUCUGCAACAACAGCAAAGUUUGCAAAAUCAUCAGCAAAUGGGACAUCCUUCGCAAAUGCAGCAACAACAUCCUGGACAACCAUAUCCAAAUCAGCAACAACAGCAAUCACAACAAAAGCAAAUGUUGCCACCGCAACAACCAAUGCGAACACCUUCGCAACAACCAAUGACACCGCAACAACAUCAAUUGAAUAUUUCUAGUCCGAUGCAGCAACAAACUAUGCGACCUCCAUCGAAUUCUCAACAGCAACAAGCUCAACAGGUAAAACUUACACAUUUAUUUCAGACGCUAGGGAUCACUAAACCUCACAGCUUCAAUUAACUUUUCUCUAGAUUUAUUUCCCCCAAAAAUUGAGCUUCUCGCUCCACUGCGCAACCUUUUUUCUACAAAGCUAAUUUUCUUGAAAAAUAAUUUUUCACUCAAGAUUUUUUACAUUUCCCGCAGAGCUGGUUGAAUAUUUGGAAUCUCUGGAGUUCCAAUUUCAUUUUCGAUUUUAUUUUUUGGAAUUUAGAAAUUCCUGAAUAAUUUUUCGAUAGUUCGGAAUUUGGGAAAGUUUAGAUUUCGGAAGCGCUUCCUAAAAACCUCGAUUUUCGAAAUUCCGAUAGUCCGACUUUCAACAACCCUCCAAAUUUUCAGUCAUAUCAUCAACCGGGAAGUAUGCCACCGCCAAUGAUGCCCGCUCCCAAUUCCCAACUGAACAUGUUCCAAAAACAAAACUCACUUCAAAAUCAACACCAACCACAUCCGAAUCAGCAACAUCCACAUCCAAUGCCUUCACCAUCUUUCGCGGUUCCCAGAGAAUUUACGCCAAUUCCAUCGCCAAGAUUUGUCGAAAAAGUGCCGUCACCUCCAAGAUUGGAUACACCCUUCACAACUGUGACGCAUUAUGAUAUGCCAGCGGCUAUGGUGCAUAUGAGAGAUCAAUUUAAAGUGAGUUUGUCUGAAAAUAUGCUGAAAUUCUUUAUAAAAUAAUUCAAAACUAACCUUGUUUUUUUCAGCGCAUCAAUCCGUCCGUGGAAAGGUAUUAUGGGCGAAGCAAGCAAAAAUUACGAAUGGCAUAUCCGGCUGGAAAAUCGGUAAGGUUUUGUUAUAUUUUCGAAGAAAAAAAAAAAGAGAAAUUGUGAAAAAUAACGCUAAUUUUAUUGAAAAAGUGUGUUUUUAUCAGCCAUGUAUCCAUAGUAACAAGUUUUUCAACAUAACAAUACCUAAUUAUAAAAUACCGAAUUUCAGACGUCAGCAGCUGUUGAGCCAGCCACAUUUGGAUUUUUGCGAGAGACAAAAUAUUAUCAUGAAAGAUUUGAACGACGACCACUUCAACAAAUGGUUCCGCCAUCGUUGAAUCGAUCGCAGUCGAUGCAAAUGAGCUCGACAAUGUCGCCAUCGUUUCCAAUGCAUCAACCAUCCACGUCGUCAGGAAAACCACCUGCCAAAAAAGCAAGAAGUGGUGAGUUUUUGUUUUGUUUUUGGAAAUCUGGAGAUGUAUUCAAAAAAAGCGUGGGAAAAAAUUCAAAAAUAAAUAUCGUAAAGUCAUCUAGUAAACUAUCAAUAUAAAAAACAAAAGUAGAAUCAAUUGUGUUUUUGAAUAGAAAAAUCUUCAAAAUUCAAAAAAUUCCCGCUAGGUUAAAAUUUCUAAAGAAUUUGAAAAGCCUUCUUUUUUUGAGCCAAAAUUCUCGAUUUUAAUUUGAAAAUGAUAAUAUUUUAUAUGUUGAGCCUUUAUUGAUUACUGUAUUCAAAUUAUACUACAUAUUUUUUGAGCCAACUUUUUUUUCAGUCAAGUAUUUGUAAAACUGGAAAAUCUUCCAGUUUUACAAAUCCUUCUUUUACGAGCCAAAAUUCUUGAACAUGAUGAAAGAUUUUUAUAAUACAAUUUUCAGCUUCGGAUGCUCACGACGAGAGCUCAUCAUUCAUGAACUCGAUGCAACACCAACAAAUGAUGCAUCAAAAACCACCAAACGGUAUGCAACAAAUGAGAUAUCCAGACAUGGACCAUCCAAUGCAUCAACUCCCACAUUCUUCCAAUCAACAACCUCCCCACCCACAAAUGCAACAGAAUCCUCAGCAACAAAAUCCACAACAAAUGAACACACCACAUUUCAAUGUUCCAAUGCAUUCAGCUCCCUCAACUAGCCAAGGUGGACGAGGUCGUCAACAAGCGCAACAUCAGAUGCAAGCACCUCAAAUGCAACCGCCGCAAAUGCAUCCGCCUCAAAUGCAGCCACCUCAAAUGACAGCUCAACAGCAGCAGCAUAUGCAGCAACAUCGAAUGCCGCCACCUCAAGUUCCACAAACAUCUCAACAAUCUCAACAUCCGCAGCAACAACAACAUAUUCCGAAUAUGAUGAUGAUGAAUAUUAAUGAUGGUUAGUUUUUUGAGACUUCAAUUUUCAGUUCUUAAAAGCGUUGACAUAAUUUUUAUUGAAGAGAACUACGGUUUCAAAGUUAAUAGACUAUUUUUUCAUAUAUUAAAUUUUAGGCUUUCAAAAAAAAACAAAAAAAACUAACGCAAAGAUCUUUGAACCCUUAAUUUUUCUGCACUUUUAUACAGCAUCUUUGUGCUAUUUUUAGACACAAAUCCAACCCCAAUUAAAAAAUUACACAAAAAGCGUUUUGAAAAAUAAAUAAAAUGAACGUCUUACAAUUCAUUGAUAAAUACAAGCCUGUAAAAAUCAAUCAAUUUUAUGGGAAAUAUUUGUUAUCUUUUGGUUUUUUUCCAGAAUAUUUUCAAGAACCAUAAAUUUUUUUAGACAUUUUUCUAAAAGAAAGUUUUUUCCAGGCCGGUAUCUCCCACAAAACGGACAUUCGAUGGAUCAUCAACAUCUUCCACAGCAACAGCAACAACAAGCACAACCCCCACAACAUCAGCCACAAAACCAUAUGCAUGUGAGUUUUUUAUCAAAAGCUAAAUUUUUAAAAUCACUUUCAAAAAAAAGCAAAAAUAAAUUCUGAUUUUUCAGCACAUGCCAAAUUUGGGAGGCGAUCAAUCGAUGGGAAUGUUGAGAAAUGAUUAUCCAAUGGCACAGCUGGAUUCGAUUUGUCCAGGAUGUUCACGUCCAGUUAUGCCAAGCUCUCAAACUCUUAGCUGCAUGUACAGUGAAUGCAAGCACGUUUAUCAUAAGGUUAGUUAGCGAGAUUCUGAAAUUUUCAUAAUUUUCAUUCAAACCUGUUUCCAGGAAUGCACCGGAUUGUCGCCAACUGCUCUCAGCCAUUUGGAGCAAGAAGCUGGAGCUGCUCGAUGGGUGUGUCCACCGUGUGCACCAAUGAUGAAACAACGCGAAAACAACGUGUUCAAUAACAUCUAA
Molecule: messenger RNA, 4075 nt
Organism: Caenorhabditis angaria
Lineage: Eukaryota; Metazoa; Nematoda; Chromadorea; Rhabditida; Rhabditidae
Source: the annotation of a GenBank genome assembly